Molecule: messenger RNA, 1485 nt
Organism: Trichoderma citrinoviride
Lineage: Eukaryota; Fungi; Ascomycota; Sordariomycetes; Hypocreales; Hypocreaceae
Product: MFS general substrate transporter
Exons: 3
Coding region: 1-1485 (494 amino acids)
Biological process (GO): spermidine transport; spermine transport; transmembrane transport
Cellular component (GO): membrane
Molecular function (GO): spermine transmembrane transporter activity; spermidine transmembrane transporter activity
Source: RefSeq, a predicted model, not a curated record
AUGGUGAUCAAAUCUGAAUUGCCGCAAAGCUCGCAGAGAGAUGCACAGCAAGAACCUCAAUCAAAUGACUGGAAUGGACCUGAUGAUCCAGACUGUCCAUACAACUGGCCAAUGUGGAAGCGGAUCUAUAUGACCAGUAUCCCAGCAUUGCUUUGCAUCAACGUGUCCUUUGCCUCUUCUGUUUACACAUCCGGUGCCGAUGACGUAUCCUCGCGUUUUGGCACCUCUCAUACAGUGUCUCUUCUUGGCCUCUCCCUCUUCCUAUGGGGUCUGGGGCUCGGAGCCAUUAUCGCGGCGCCCGUUAGCGAGUAUUAUGGACGGAGGAUUGUAUACCUCACAACUGUCCCGAUUUUCGGGCUCUUCAUCCUCGCCUCAGGUCUUGCGCAAAAUUUCACCACUCUGGCCGUCUGCCGCUUUUUUGGCGGCUUCUUCGGAAGCGCAGUGGUUUCGGUGGGCGGAGGUACGAAUGCAGACCUCUGGCCGCCGACUCUCGCAGGAUUUGUUUAUCCUUUCUACUUCGUCUCCCCUUUCCUUGGGCCUGCUUUUGGACCCGUUAUCGGCGGUUUCGUAAGCGAGAAGAAAAGUUUCCGCUGGCUCGAAUGGGUGAUACUCUUCAUGGUGGCCUUCAACUAUGUCUACGCCCUUCCCCAACCCGAAACUUACAAGAAAACGAUCCUCCAACGGCGAGCAAAGGCGCUUAAACAACCCAACGCCUCUCCUACAACAGAUUCCCCCCCUCUGAGCGCCGUCAUCCAGCGGAUCGUUCUCAAGCCGUUCAAGAUGCUCUUUGUGGAAUCCAUCGUGCUCUUCAUGACCAUCUACAUGGCGUUCAAUUUUGCUGUUUUCUACAGCUUCUUCGCCGCCUUUCCCUACGUAUUUGGCGGCAAAUACGGAUUCACGCCCGGCCAGGAAGGGCUCACAUUUAUCUCAGUCGCACUGGGUUGCGUCAUCGGCUUCCUCGCAGUCGUCUACAUCGACCGGCGAACGUAUCCGACACUCGAGGCGAAGUACGGUGUCGGGGCAGUCCCGCCUGAGCAUCGUCUCUAUGGCGCCAUGGUAGGCUGUGCCCUCAACCCAAUCAGUCUCUUCUGGUUUGGAUGGACAGCCAAUGCUGGCGUGUACUGGCUGAGCCCUGUGAUCGCAGCCGUUCCGUUUGCUGUGGGAAACAUCAUGGUGUACAGCAGCGGUGCCCUUUAUAUCAUGAACUCAUACGGGUCGCUCCACGGCGCUAGUGCUCUGAGUGCUAAUAGCCUUCUUCGGUAUGCAGGCGGUGGCGCGUUCCCCCUGUUUACCGUGCAGAUGUUCUCUUCUUUGGGGAUAGGAUGGGCCAGUAGUUUGCUGGGCUUCGUAUCCGUGGCCUUGGUACCGGUUCCGUGGGUCCUGUAUAAGUAUGGCAGGCGCAUCAGAGCACACAGCCAGUACAUUGUUAUCGAGGAGUUGUCGGCUGAGAGCUCGUCAGUGGAGGCUGCAUGUGAGACGGAAUAG